Messenger RNA from Bombina bombina (fire-bellied toad), 2054 nucleotides. It is a transcript of the gene TBC1D31, whose product is annotated as TBC1 domain family member 31. The record is from RefSeq and is a predicted model, not a curated record. Lineage: Eukaryota; Metazoa; Chordata; Amphibia; Anura; Bombinatoridae. Gene Ontology annotation, molecular function: protein binding. The transcript has 12 exons. Gene Ontology annotation, cellular component: centrosome. The coding region runs from base 218 to 1888 and encodes 556 amino acids.
CAUUAUAUAGUCGAUCCAUAGAAGCAGUUUUGUACUAUUAGUAACUAUUGUAGCAAUGUUAUUAUUAUAAUCACCAGAUUCAGAACUUUACUAUAUUUUAACAGAUCACCUGCAUACGGUGCUCAUGCCCUUGUGACACACAAAGUACCGAAUUCCACCGCAACUGUGCUGUUAUUUUCGGGAUUUGUGAGCAGAAGUCUACGUCCUUCUUAGGAAAAUGCAAGUUACUGACCUGGGAAGCAGAGAGACUGGCAAGAUCUGGCACAGAAAGCCCACUCCAGCCACUAACGACGGGGUCAUAGCAAGUGUUGUCCAUGGAGCUGCGGCACAUCUAUCCCCAAGCCCGCGCUUUUUGCAGGUGGCUUUUGACAGUGCCGGAGACUGUUUUCUCGCUGGAGAUCACCUAGGCAAUAUAUAUCUCUUUAACUUAAACAGAAACCGGUUUGACCUUGUCCAGCGAACAACACAGGCGUGCACAGCCUUGGCUUUUAAUCUUCACAGAAAGUCUGAAUUCCUCGUUGCACUGGCAGAUUAUUCCGUUAAAUGUUUUGACACAGACACGAAGGAGCUGGUGAGUUGGAUGCGAGGUCACGAGUCUACGGUCACUUCCAUCUCCAUACACGGCUCUGGAAGAUAUGCGGUAACAACAUCCAGUGAUACCGCUCAGUUGUGGGAUCUGGAUACUUUUCAGAGGAAACGAAAACUCAAUGUUCGGCAGUCUGUGGGAAUUCAAAAGGUAUUCUUCCUCCCUUUUAGUAACACUAUCCUUAGCUGCUUUAAGGAUGACUCUAUUUUUGCCUGGGAAAGUGAUACACUUUCUUGCAAAUAUCAACUACCGGUUCCAGAGGAUGAUACAAAAUUAAAGUAUAAAACUUUUGCCAUUACAAGGGAUGGAAGGAUGCUGGCAGCUGGUGGAAAAUCAAACAAUGUGCAUCUGUGGUGUUUGGACUCUAAGCAGCUGUUUAGAAUAAUUCAGAUGCCAACUAAGGUGCGAAGUGUCCGGCAGCUGGAAUUUCUCCCUGACAACUUUGAUGGUGGCUCCAGUCAGAUAUGCAUGCGAGAGCGAGAAACCGCUACAGUAAUACAAGACGUGGAAGUAAGAGAAAUGGAACUUGAAGCACAAAGACGUUUUUUUGAACAGCAACUUGCCAAAGAACAUGAAACAGCAGCACGCGAGGUGAAAGGAGAAGUAGAUGCCAAUCGCAGAAAGGCAGAACUUGAAGAUCAAAUGUUUUGGAGACUGCUGGAAACAGAAGACGACCUGAAGGAUCAGAAGCUGCUUGAGGAAUCCAUGGCAAAGGCUGAUCGAUUGUAUAUAGAGGCCGACUGGAAAAUUCAAGCCCUCCAGAAACAAAAAUCUGCUGACCUGGAUCGUGGGAGAAGUUACGCAGAAGUCGCAAAGCAAAAUGAGGAUUUUAAAGAAAAGGAGAGGGAGUUGUAUGACGUAAUAAAAGAUAUGGAGACCAGAAAGUGGGCAGAGGUUUCUGCAAGAAGAACUCAACUGGAAGCUGAACGACUAGAAAUGUCUGCGUUGGAAACACGAAGAAAGCCGUUAUUGCAAGCUAGAUUAACUCCGGACAUGGAAAUGGACAUCAUACAAGAUGAGGGAAAUGAAUAUUUUGAAAGACUUCGUGAUCUAAAACUUGGUGUAACAGAAAAAAAUUCCAGGCAAUGUGACAAGGAUGUUCCGGACAAGCCUGUAAACCCUUGCUUAAAUGAUGUGUCUUCUGAAACCUCCACUCAUUUUUCUCUAGAUAGAGGAAGAGGAGACCUGGAAAGCCGAGAACGUGUUCUUAUGUCAGAGGUCCGUGACCUGAGACAAAAGCUGGCUUCUCAGGGGCGCAGAAGAUAUCCAACUUCUUAUUUGUCGGACACACAGUGGACUUGAUGCUUUUACAUCAACAAUCAGAGCUUCAAGGAACUGAUUUGUUUGUAUUUAUUGUGUUUUAAUUUAGUUGAUUUGUAUAUAGAGCUUCAAAGAAAAUGUGGAAAUUUUAUUAAAAAUAAUCUAUAUAUAUAUAUAAAUAAAUGAAAACAUGAUUUUAACAUUAAAA